This is a messenger RNA of Myotis brandtii (Brandt's bat), 2961 nucleotides long. RefSeq names its product synaptotagmin III (gene SYT3). NCBI's taxonomy places the organism in Eukaryota, Metazoa, Chordata, Mammalia, Chiroptera, Vespertilionidae. The transcript has 10 exons. Bases 1137 to 2459 code for a protein of 440 amino acids. Gene Ontology annotation, biological process: regulation of calcium ion-dependent exocytosis; regulation of dopamine secretion; calcium-ion regulated exocytosis. Gene Ontology annotation, molecular function: calcium ion binding; clathrin binding; phosphatidylserine binding. Gene Ontology annotation, cellular component: membrane. The record is from RefSeq and is a predicted model, not a curated record.
GGCAGGUGGCCCUGGAAGGUGGGGGGGUGGGACCCGAAACACCUGGGUGUACCCCAGCCUCUCCGGCCGACCCCCUGGGCGUGGGGAUCGUCUCUCCACUCCACGGCCCCUAAGGACUUAGGACUCCGAGGCCGCUCUAGGUCCCAGACUUCAUUCCUGUCCCCUGCGGUGCUUUGGGACCCCAGCAUCUCCUAACCCCACCCCCCCCACCUGCAAAAAAAUUCCCAGCCUCUGCAGCCGGGAGAGGCAUGAGGGACUUCAACUCCCAGUAGCUCCUGCAGCGCCAGGCCUAUAAAGUUGCUGCAGUGCGAGCCCAAGGCCUGCCGGGAAUUGUAGUCUCUAAGCUCAACGGGCGGUGGGGGCCCGGAGGUGGGAGGGGGUGGCUGGAUCUGCCCGGGGUGCCCUGGGGUCAGCAGCUGGUCAGAGUAGGACAAGAGGUGAGGCUCGGACUUAAGCUUCUUCCCCCGGCCACGGCCCUCAGAUCCGGCACCCCCUCUCACCACCUGGCGCGCGCGUGGGGACGGGUCCACAGUCCCUGGCCCGCCCUCCAACCCCCAUGGGCUGCCGCCCGCCGCCUCGGCUGCCACCCAGGAGCCGGCAGGGAUAAGCGCAGUCUCUUCCUCCUGGUCCAUUUGUCCCCAUCCUCUGUCUUCUUGUCCACUCACAUCCAUCUCUGUCCCUUGUUUGUCAAACCCUUGUUACUGUCUUCUUGCCUGUCCACCCCUAAUUCCAGUCCUCCCGUCCAUUGGCCCCCAAUUUCCUUUUCCUUCUCCAUUCAUCCACAAUCUCUGUCCCCUUGUCCAUCAGCCCCAAUCUCUGUCCCCUUGUCCAUCAGCCCCAAUCUCUGUCCCUUGUCCAUCAGCCCCCGAUCUCUGUCCCCUUGUCCAUCAGCCCCCGAUCUCUGUCCCCUUGUCCAUCAGCCCCGAUCUCUGUCCCCUUGUCCUCCAGCCCCCAAUCUCUGACCCCUUGUCCACCAGCCCCCAAUCUCUGACCCCUUGUCCACCAGCCCCCAAUCUCUGUCCCCCUGCCCCUCUCCUUUUCUCUCUCUCUUUCCACACUUACCCACUCUCUCCCCCAUCUCGUUCCCCACCUGCACCCUCGCCGGCCCGUCCCAAGCGCAGGACCCACCUGUCACCAUGUCCGGAGACUACGAAGAUGACCUCUGCCGACGGGCACUCAUCCUGGUCUCAGACCUCUGUGCCCGGGUCCGAGAUGCCGACACCAACGACAGGUGCCAGGAGUUCAACGACCUGCGAAUCCGGGGCUACCCCCGGGGCCCCGAUGCAGACAUCUCGGUGAGCCUGCUGUCAGUCAUCGUGACGUUCUGUGGCAUCGUCCUCCUGGGCGUCUCCCUCUUCGUGUCCUGGAAGCUGUGCUGGGUGCCCUGGCGGGACAAGGGCUCGGCCGUGGGCGGCGGCCCCCUGCGCAAAGAGCUACCGCUGGAGCCAGGCAGCCUGGGGGGCUCGGACGCCCCUGACCCCUCCUACUUGGACAUGGACUCGUACCCAGAGGCUGCCGCCGCUGCAGUGGCUGCUGGGGUCAAACCGAGCCAGACGUCUCCUGAGCUGCCCUCAGAGGGAGGGGCAGGCUCUGGGCUGCUCCUGCUGCCCCCUAGUGGUGGCGGUUUGCCCAGUGCCCAGUCACAUCAGCAGGUCACCAGCCUGGCACCCACCACCAGCAUCAGCUUUGCCCUGCGGUACCUCUACGGCUCCGACCAGCUGGUGGUGCGGAUCCUGCAGGCCUUGGACCUCCCAGCCAAGGACUCCAACGGCUUUUCAGACCCCUACGUCAAGAUCUACCUGCUGCCUGACCGCAAGAAAAAGUUUCAGACCAAGGUGCACAGGAAGACCCUGAACCCUGUGUUCAAUGAGACGUUUCAGUUUGCGGUGCCCCUGGCCGAGCUGGCCCAGCGCAAGCUGCACUUCAGCGUCUAUGACUUCGACCGCUUCUCGCGGCACGACCUCAUCGGCCAGGUGGUGCUGGACAACCUCCUGGAGCUGGCAGAGCAGCCGCCAGACCGCCCGCUGUGGCGGGACAUCGUGGAGGGCGGCUCGGAAAAGGCGGAUCUUGGGGAGCUCAACUUCUCACUCUGCUACCUCCCCACGGCCGGGCGCCUCACCGUGACCAUCAUCAAAGCCUCUAACCUCAAAGCCAUGGACCUCACCGGCUUCUCGGACCCCUACGUGAAGGCCUCUCUGAUCAGCGAGGGGCGGCGCCUCAAGAAGCGGAAAACCUCCAUCAAGAAGAACACGCUGAACCCCACCUACAACGAGGCGCUGGUGUUCGACGUGGCCCCCGAGAGCGUGGAGAACGUGGGGCUCAGCAUCGCAGUGGUGGACUAUGAUUGUUGCCUCUGCCCCUCCCUCCUGAGCCUUCUGAAUUUUCCGUUUCAGGAAAAGACUUUGACCAGCUUCACAAAAGGCGGCAAAGGAUUGUCAGAGAAAGAGAAUUCAGAGUGAGGGGUCUGGCCUAAGCCCGGGAUCGGACCAGGCCCCUCAGGACCCCAUUCCUUCCUGCCCGGACCAUGAACUCAUCUCCUCGAAGCCAUAACGUCCGAGCUGCGUGGUGCGGGCGGCCCUGGGCCCGCCCAUCCUUCUCCCCCCAGGAGGCGGGAGGGCGGGAGGCCCAUGGGCCCAGCUCCCUGUUUCAGGGCGGGGGCAUUCAGUCUCCACUGUGUCUGUCUGUCCUUCCCUGGGGCUCCCCUUCCAGGCAAGGGGCCGUGCAUGUCUGGGGGACCCCAGCCCCCCAAACCCUCCGUCUGUCUCUCUGUCUUUUGCUGUUUGUUCAAGACUUGGUGUCCUGACCCUCGUGCUCACCGUGAAUGUCAACGGACCAAUCCUCCGUGUCCCCCCAGACACACACACACCUGGGUCUACCCCUCUGUGCGCCACACCCCGCGUCUGGCCGAUCCACCCACUGCUGCUGCUAUCAACACCAGAAUAAACACCGUGGGUCUCACUC